Messenger RNA from Folsomia candida, 2179 nucleotides. RefSeq lists its product as uncharacterized. The transcript has 4 exons. The record is from RefSeq and is a predicted model, not a curated record. Lineage: Eukaryota; Metazoa; Arthropoda; Collembola; Entomobryomorpha; Isotomidae. The coding region runs from base 462 to 1220 and encodes 252 amino acids.
GAGAUGGGUGGACGUGUGCUCCUGGCUUUCUCCACUUUCUCCGCUUUCACCCCAUAAUCAUCACGGGAUUUCUUAUUAUUAUCUUCUUUUUUCUGGUCAAAGGAACCAACCAGGACAUGAAAAAAAAUAUUGGCUCCUUUGAUCUUCUGGGUGAAAGUUCUGGUUAAAUAUCCAACUGUGUUUCAUUAAUCUGGGAGAAAGUCGAUUUUAUUUUGGCAAUUGUGCCAGUUUCUCUCGUGCUGAGUGUACCGUGUUUGUCAUUGCGGAUAAAAAGAAAAAAACUGCUUGGUACUAGUCGGCCAGACUUCAUCAUUAUCAUCGUCAUCAUCUUCAUACCCAUUUUUAUCACAAUCUGGCUCUAGGAUUGUAAUUAAAAAUCUUUUCCCACGCCACUCCAGGGCGGAACUUCUUCUAGUCAAGCCGAGGAAAAAGAGAGAGAGUCCAUGUGACAGAUAAGAAAAAUGUCCCCGACGACUCGUUCCUUGUCCCAGUUCUGCAGGCUAUUCCUGUGUACGAGUGUCGUCUCUUUGGGUGUGAUUUACUUUAUGAACGCUGAAGUGGAAGCGAUUCGGAGAAAGGAGGCGGACGGGAGAAAGCUGGACAAUAGGGGAGAAGAAGACGCAGCAGCCAUCAAAGAAAUCGACUACUCGUCAAUACCCAUCCGACAUUCGCUUUUUCACACACACUUUUCAAAUUUCUAUUCAAAUAUUAGAAACUCUAGGGUGGAAAAGCACUCUAGAAAAGUUCGAUCAGUACUUAACGGAGAAGAAGACGCCUCACAAAUCACAAAGCACCACAAAUUACGUCACGAACAGAGGAACAAGAAUCACGCAAUAAACAAUCAAGCCAAUAAAGGAGAAGCCGCCGUCGUGGAAUCAAUUACCAUCAAGGAGCAAUGUUUCGGGACGGAUGAUGUCCUCGUCGUGGUGGCCAUCACGUGUCUGCUUAACUUUAGUUUCGUCGUGGUGGUGUGGUGUUCGGUGAGAUGGGUUAAUAGCCAGCGUUCCAGGUGGAGGGGGAAGAAAAGGAGGAGAAAGUACUACAAGAGGAGGAAGAAUAAGUUGAAAGGCGGUGGGAUAAGUUGGGAAGAAAUAUCGGAUUCUGACUCUUCGACCUUUUCGUCUAGUAGUGGAGGGGAAAGUGAGGAUGAUGAAUAUGAACAAGACAAUCGACUCGUUAAAAGUUAUUCUAUGGAAGAUUUGAGAUUUUAUUAUGGAUGAAUGACUCCUUGUACCUGGGUUUUUGGUUAAAUUUCCUAAUCAUGUGUGCAAUAAAGGGGAAUUAUGUUAAAAAUGGGAUGGAUUGUGUGUAUGUAUAAGGAUGAAUUUUCAUUUGGGUGGAGGGAACCAUGAUAUUUAUUUUUGUCACGUGUGUACAAGCAGAGUUUGUAUGGUUACCAAUUACUUAGAAAAUCAGUGCUACAAAUAAUCAAUCUUAUGUUGAAAGCCAAAACUAAUCUUAAGUACAAAUCUGACCUUAAAGCACGUGUAUAAAUCAGCACAUAUUUAUUUGUUGUACAAACGUGUAAUGCAAGUUCUCAGUUUGUAAAUAUUAUUCGCUAGUUUCCUCUGUAGAUACGUGACUAAAAACACAAAUGAGAUUAUCAAAGUCAUUCAUUUAUAUUUUAUUCUCUUACGACAUGUGCACAUUAGGUUUAGAUGUUCAAGGUGGUUUAAAUGUCACGCUACAAUGCAAAAUUUUUCAAUGGAAAAGCCCCCAAAUCUCCAUUAGUUACAAAUUUGGGAUUGAGAUUUUUAUUACUUAUUAUCAAAACUGAUGGAAAUCUGAUGACAAAAUUAUUAAAAUGCUGAAUUUUAGAGAUAAAAUUUCGGCAACCAAUGGAAAUUUAUGAAUUUUUCCUGUUGAAAAAUUUCCCAUUGUAGUGUGACAUUUAAACCACCCUGUACAUAAAAAUACGGAAAAGUUGUGGCUAACUAUUUAAGGGGACAUGACUUCCCGUGAAAUUUUCCUCAUUUUGUAUACAUUGUAGCAUUUGAUGUCCUGAACAAAAUCAUCAAAAAAUUGGAAAAUUUCACAGAAAGUCAUUUCCCAGUAAAUGGUUGGCCAUUACCUUAUUUACACAUAUGAUUCAUAUGGCUUGAAAAUAAAUAUGUGCAUACAGAAGUACGUGCACUAAAUACAUGCAUAAAUAAAUGAAUGUAUGUAAUAAUUCAAAGUA